CGGCGACAAUAAUCCAACCAUGUCGCUUCCUUACAGGCAGGAUAUGCCCCCUCCAGGUGGGUUCGAGAGCAUCAAGUACAAACGCAACCUCCCUUUCCGCGGCCCCUCCAGCGCAGCCAUUGUUAUUGGCGUUUUUGGCAUAUGUGCCUUUGGCUUCUAUCGUCUUGGCCAAGGAAACCUCGAGAAGCGAGAAUUACAGCGCGAGAAGACAUGGUCAAGGCUUCACCUAGUACCGUUACUCCUCGCGGAGGGCGACCGGGACGCUUACCGCCGAAGUCAAGCGGCAUUGGCACGCGAGAAGGAAAUUAUGAAAGAUGUGCCUGGUUGGGAGCCCGGGAAGAGUGUGUACAACAACGACCGGUACCGGGGUCAGGAAUCAAUUGUUGUGCUGUGAGAGCGAGAGUGUCUUCAUCCAUAGACGACAGUACAAAUUCAAAUGUAGUACGGACAAGAAAGAAGCUAUUGCAACUCAUUUCUUCUUGUUCUUUUCCUUCUUUCACACUUGUCAUUUCGACUGCGCGAGAUUUGAUGCCUCAGUCAUUCUAUCCAGUCACUCUGAUCCGGGGUCCGACACACUUACAAC
Molecule: messenger RNA, 583 nt
Organism: Fomitiporia mediterranea MF3/22
Lineage: Eukaryota; Fungi; Basidiomycota; Agaricomycetes; Hymenochaetales; Hymenochaetaceae
Product: GRIM-19
Exons: 5
Coding region: 20-394 (124 amino acids)
Source: RefSeq, a predicted model, not a curated record